AAAAAAAAAAAAAAAAGGGUGCCCCACGAUCCUCCAUCCAUGCCUUGCUUUCUCUCACCAGCAGCAGCAACUUUAGUUAAAAAAUUGCUGUCUCACCAUCUCCCUCGGAAAAGUCUCAUCUCUCUCUUUCUCUCUCUAUAAUUAUUGCUCUGUUUCUCUCUCCCCCUCUUUUUCUCUCUCAAAUCAGUUGCUCUCUUUCUGUCGUCGUUUUUUUCUUUUCGUAUAAAUAGGCUCCGUUUUUCCUCUGCUCGGUACCUCCAAAUGGCGCCGAGUCUCAAGGACCUCCAGCUCAGCCAGGUCGUGGCCGCCGGCCGCAAGUCACAGGCAAUUGUCGCCGGCGGUGAUGACUCCGGGGACCUGGAGGACGUGAGGCUCCUCGAUGCUUAUGAGGCUUCGGAGGGGGUCGAACAGGGGAUGAAGAGGAUUCAGGUCGGAGUCACUGGCAUGACCUGCGCUGCUUGCUCCAAUUCGGUGGAAGCAGCUCUCAAGAGCGUCAAUGGGGUUAUAACGGCCUCCGUGGCCUUGCUUCAGAACAAGGCCGAUGUACUCUUCGAUCCUAGAUUGGUCAAGGAUGAAGACAUCAAGAAUGCAAUUGAAGAUGCAGGGUUUGAAGCAGAGAUUCUAUCUGAACCUAAUGCAACCGGAACAAAGCCUCAUGGAACCCUGUUAGGCCAGUUCUCAAUAGGAGGUAUGACAUGUGCAGCCUGUGUGAACUCUGUUGAAGGCAUUUUGGGAAAUCUGCCUGGUGUCAAAAAGGCCGUUGUUGCAUUGGCUACUUCAUUAGGGGAAGUUGAGUAUGAUCCUAUUAUGAUAAGUAAAGAUGAUAUAGUGAAUGCAAUUGAAGAUGCUGGUUUUGAAGCAUCAUUUGUACAGAGCAGUGAGCAGGAUAAAAUUUUGUUGGGGGUCACUGGCAUAAGCAGUGAGAUAGAUGUACAGAUUUUAGAAAGCAUACUAAGCAACUUGAAAGGGGCAAGACAAUUUUAUAUUGACAGGAACUCAAGAGAACUUGAAAUCCUGUUUGACCCCGAAGUAGUCAAUUCUAGAUCCUUAGUUUAUGAGAUUGAAGGGGGGAGCGGUGGGAAGUUUAAAUUACAUGUGGCAAGCCCUUAUACAAGAAUGACUUCUAAAGAUGCUGAAGAAGCAUCAAAUAUGUUUCGGCUAUUCCUCUCCAGUCUGUUUCUCAGCAUUCCUGUCUUUCUCAUUCGAGUAGUUUGUCCUCACAUACCAUUCGUGUAUUCCUUGCUUCUCUGGCAAUGCGGACCCUUCCAAAUGGGUGAUUGGUUGAAGUGGGCAUUGGUUACUCUUGUUCAAUUUGGUGUUGGGAAGCGCUUCUACAUUGCAGCUGGCAGAGCCCUACGAAAUGGUUCAACUAACAUGGAUGUUUUGGUUGCAUUGGGAACUUCAGCAUCUUACUUCUACUCUGUUUGUGCUCUUCUAUAUGGUGCUUUCACUGGGUUUUGGUCUCCUACAUACUUUGAAACAAGUGCAAUGCUGAUAACAUUUGUACUUUUGGGGAAGUAUUUGGAAUGUUUGGCAAAAGGGAAAACAUCAGAUGCCAUCAAGAAAUUGGUAGAACUCGCACCAGCAACAGCAAUGCUGAUUAUCAAGGGGAAAGAUGGGAGAUGUAUUGGAGAAAGGGAAAUUGAUGCAUUGCUAAUUCAGCCUGGUGAUACACUGAAAGUUCUUCCUGGUGCCAAAGUUCCUGCUGAUGGUACUGUUGUGUGGGGGUCGAGUUAUGUCAAUGAGAGUAUGGUGACUGGCGAAUCUAUACCUGUCCUGAAGGAAGUUGGUUCAUCGGUUAUUGGGGGCACAAUAAAUUUACAUGGUGCUCUUCACAUACAAGCUACUAGAGUUGGUUCCGAUGCGGUGUUGAGUCAGAUAAUAAGUUUGGUUGAGACAGCCCAAAUGUCCAAAGCUCCCAUUCAGAAGUUUGCUGAUUUUCAUAUUUGUGACUUGCAGAUUGCCAGCAUCUUUGUACCUACAGUUGUUUCCAUGGCAUUGUUGACAUUGUUGGGUUGGUAUGCCGCUGGAGCACUUGGAGCCUACCCAGCAGACUGGCUCCCUGUAAAUGGAAAUCAUUUUGUUUUUGCCCUUAUGUUCUCUAUCUCAGUAGUUGUCAUUGCAUGUCCCUGUGCUCUCGGAUUGGCAACUCCAACUGCUGUUAUGGUUGCAACGGGGGUUGGGGCUAAUAACGGUGUGCUGAUAAAAGGAGGAGAUGCUUUGGAAAGGGCUCAAAAAGUUAAGUACGUAAUAUUUGAUAAAACGGGCACCCUUACACAGGGAAAAGCCACUGUUACAUCAGCGAAAGUUUUCACAGGAUUAGAUCGCGGAGAAUUCCUUAAGUUGGUAGCUUCUGCAGAGGUUAGCAGUGAACAUCCACUGGCGAAAGCUAUAGUGGAAUAUGCACGCCAUUUUCAUUUCUUUGAUGAUUCUUCUGCAACCAAAGAUGGUGAAAAGCAUAGCAAAAACUCCACAAUCCCAGAAUGGCUCUUUGAUGUCUCAGAAUUCACUUCCCUUCCUGGAAGAGGUGUCCAGUGCUUUAUAGAUGGAAAACGGAUUUCGGUUGGUAAUCGGAAGCUAAUGAUUGAAUGUGGAAUUGACAUUCCUACCCAUGUUGAGAAUUAUGUGGUAGAGCUGGAAGAAAGUGCAAAAACUGGCAUACUUGUUGCAUUUAAUGGUAAAUUAAUUGGUGUUUUGGGGGUUGCAGACCCACUCAAGAGGGAAGCAGCUGUAGUGGUCGAGGGCCUUGGGAAAAUGGGUGUGAGACCAGUCAUGGUCACAGGGGAUAAUUGGAGGACAGCGCGGGCUGUUGCUAAAGAGGUUGGCAUUCAAGAUGUACAGGCAGAGGUAAUGCCAGCAGGAAAAGCUGAUGUAGUUCGAUCAUUUCAGAGAGAUGGAAGUGUAGUUGCAAUGGUUGGUGAUGGUAUUAAUGACUCUCCGGCUCUAGCUGCGGCAGAUGUUGGUAUGGCUAUCGGGGCAGGGACGGAUAUUGCUAUAGAAGCAGCUGACUAUGUGUUGAUGAGGAACAACUUAGAAGAUGUAAUCACAGCCAUUGAUCUCUCAAGGAAGACAUUUUCUCGUAUCAGAUUGAAUUAUGUAUUUGCCAUGGCCUACAAUGUGAUUGCAAUCCCAGUUGCUGCAGGGCUUUUCUAUCCUUCCCUAGGGAUCAAGUUACCACCAUGGGCUGCUGGGGCUUGCAUGGCCUUAUCUUCUGUUAGUGUUGUAUGCUCUUCUUUACUACUUAGGAGAUACAAAAAACCCAGACUUACCACUAUACUGGAAAUUACUGUAGAGUAGGUUGAUGAUAAGUGAAGGGAAUUGGUGUGAGUGCAAUGUGGCAUCUCAAUUUUGUGUUUUCUUUUGCCUUUUCCUUAAAUUUCAUGAGGUGUAAUUUAUCGCCCAUGUCGCAAGUUGUAAAUGCCACUUGUACAAUAAUUAAUAUAAAUAUAUUUUUCCA
This is a messenger RNA of Ziziphus jujuba (common jujube), 3457 nucleotides long. Its product is annotated as copper-transporting ATPase RAN1. Gene Ontology annotation, molecular function: ATP binding; copper ion binding; ATP hydrolysis activity. NCBI's taxonomy places the organism in Eukaryota, Viridiplantae, Streptophyta, Magnoliopsida, Rosales, Rhamnaceae. Gene Ontology annotation, biological process: monoatomic cation transport. The record is from RefSeq and is a predicted model, not a curated record. Gene Ontology annotation, cellular component: membrane. The transcript is spliced from 9 exons. Bases 262 to 3297 code for a protein of 1011 amino acids.